Phycodurus eques (leafy seadragon) is the source of this 6308-nucleotide messenger RNA. RefSeq names its product Rho guanine nucleotide exchange factor (GEF) 10 (gene arhgef10). NCBI's taxonomy places the organism in Eukaryota, Metazoa, Chordata, Actinopteri, Syngnathiformes, Syngnathidae. The transcript has 29 exons. Gene Ontology annotation, cellular component: centrosome. Bases 239 to 4498 code for a protein of 1419 amino acids. The record is from RefSeq and is a predicted model, not a curated record. Gene Ontology annotation, biological process: positive regulation of stress fiber assembly; mitotic spindle assembly; actin cytoskeleton organization. Gene Ontology annotation, molecular function: guanyl-nucleotide exchange factor activity; protein binding.
UUUCCCAGGAUGGAGGCAGUUUGCAUCGAAGGGAGCCAAGUUAAGGACACUGGGCGAAAAUAUAUGGAUUUCUAGUCGCUAAUGUUCAACAUUGUUUUUAACAGGUACAAAAUUACUCCUCAGGGAUUAACUGUCGCACUUGGUUAAAGUCGUGAAAUGGAAUGCUUGUGCGCAUAGUUGAUCCCCUGCAUGCUGUCUGAAGAGCUUGAACAGACAAGACAAGAGAACAGCAUUAAGCAUGGAUAUGGAAGAAUUCCCCCCACCCCCACCUGAAAUUUUGGAUGAAGAUGAAGGAGAACCCUUUGACUUUGAUGACAGUGGCGAUGAUAUCCCCGAGGCAGACCGGCCACCUCCCAACCCCAGCAACAAGGAUCUGAGUCACAGUGACCUUGCGUGUCAUCUGGCAGAGGUUGAUGUCUCCAGUCGGGCCCCCCAAAUAUCUUCCAUCUUACCUGAUGCACCGCUGUCACCGGAAUUAUCAGGAUGCAGGUUCUUGAUAGCUGUUGAAGCAGCAGCAGAGGUCCAGUCCGCUGCUGAGGGGACUGAUAAGAUAGACAGAGAUUUACCUCUGCCCCCUCCACCUGAGGAUGUUAUUGAAACUGAUGCUGGAAGAAGAGAGAGUGAACAUCAGGAAGUGUCCAGAAUUGUCCAAACAGUUCCAAGGAUUUCCUCCAAAGCCAACCCCUACUCUGUGAUUGACAUCACUCCGCUUCAGCUGCAGCACCUCGAGCAACACGAAUCCUCCUCUCCUCCAUCUGAACCAGGAGAGCCCAAGGAAGAAGUGGGAGAAUCUGAGGAUACUCACAGCAGCCCUGGUGGCAUCACCUCAGGCUAUUCCGUACCAGUGCCCUGCGGCUAUGCAACCCCAUCUGGCGUACCGCUAAUCACGCCUGCUUACGCCACACCUGUCAUCAUUCGACAUCUCUCCGUGGAUGAGGAUGUCACAGUGAUUCGCACUGGCAACAUUUCCACUGACAGUGUUUUUAGUGAAGAUUUUUCACCUAUUAGAGAGGAGGAUGCUUUGGAAAAGUGGGCAUCAGAUCCUGCGAAUACUGCAUGGAUGGAAAAUCCUGACGAGGUGAUUUACGAUGAUGUUCCCAAGGAGAACUCUGACUCCAACACAGAACCAGAUGAGAUGAUUUAUGACGACGUGGAGCUUGGGGAGGAAGGAGGUUAUCUUGAUAAUGACUGGAGCUCAAGCGAGUUUGAAAGCUACGAUGAGGCGAGCGAUGGGGAAGGGCACUCUGAGAAUGGCCUGCCCAAUGCAUUUAUGAGGGGGAAGCCUGCCCAGAAGAAGACCCAUCUCUCUCAAGAUCUGAGCCGUUUGAAAGAACACUAUGAGAAAAAGAUGAAAGAUCUAAUGGCAAAUACAGUGGGAACGGUAGAGCUGCAGCAGCUCAAACAGAAACACGAGCAGAAGAUGCAAAAGUUGGUGAAAGCAGCUAAAGAAGGGACCAAAGAUGGGCUUGAGAAAACCAAAGCUGCAGUUAAAAAGGGACGUUCUUUCAUCAAAACCAAAUCUUUCUGUAAUGAGAGAAAGUCUACCUGUCUUGAAGAUGAGGAGUCUGAAUUCUUCAUUGAGGUGGAUUGUUUCAAUGUUGAGCCAAUUUUGGGUCCAGCCCCAGAGGGGCUUUCACAACAACAACUGGUAAGACGAUGUAUAUUGGGCACUAUACUGGAGAGUGAAAAGCGCUAUCUUGAUGCAUUGAAGAGAAUAUUAGAGCAAUAUGAAAAGCCCCUGUCCCAGAUUGAGCCAAGGUUACUGAGUGACAGGAAACUGAAGAUGACCUUCUAUAGAGUACGGGAGAUCCUGCAGUGCCACUUCCUGUUCCAGAUCGCGCUGGCGAGUCGAGUGGCAGAGUGGGACAGCUUGGCAAUGAUUGGUGAUGUCUUCGUAGCAUCGUUCUCAAAGUCUAUGGUGCUGGAUGCCUACAGUGAGUAUGUGAACAACUUCAGUACAGCAAUGUCAGUGGUAAGAAAGACCUGCGCAUCAAAACCCGGCUUCCUGGAAUUCCUAAAGCAUCGUCAAGAGACAAGCUGUGACAGGAUGACUUUGUAUGGUUUGAUGAUGAAACCAAUCCAGAGGUUUCCACAAUUCAUUCUGCUCCUCCAGGACAUGCUCAAAAACACACCAGUGGGCCAUGCAGACCGCCUGCCCCUACAGAUGGCCUUAACAGAACUUGAGACCCUGGCUGAGAAGCUCAAUGAAAAGAAGAGAGAAGCUGACCAGCGCUGCGAGAUUCGCCACAUUGCAAAGGCUAUGAAUGAACGCUACCUCAACAAGCUUUUGAGUAACGGUAGCCGCUACCUGAUCCGCUCAGACGACAUGGUAGAGACAGUCUACAAUGAGCGUGGUGAAGUCAUCAAAGCAAAGGAACGACGGCUUUUCCUACUCAACGAUGUUCUCAUGUGUGCCACGCCCAAUAUUCGGUGCCAGGACGGCAGUAGUAGCGGUAGUGGCGGUGCCCCAUUUGACCAGCGGUACCUUCUAAAGUGGAGUGUUCCUUUGAGCUUUGUGGAUGCCUUGGAGUUUGGAUCCAGUGAGGACAUUCCCGACACCACCCGCUACCCUGCCUCCCAUUCUGGGGAGAAAGUUGUCAUCAAUACAAAGCCAAACAAACUCUACAUGGGCCCAGGUCAGCUGUACCAGGAUCUGCAGAACCUAAUCCACGACCUCAACCUGGUCAACCAGAUUUCCGGCAUGAUCAGCAGCCUCAAAGGCAACUACCAGAAUGUGAACCCCACAGUGGCUCAGGACUGGGUAUCAGGUCUCCAGAGGCUCAUUCUGAAGAAGGAAGAAGAGAUUAGGGCAGCUGACCGCUGUAGGAUCCAACUUCAGCUGCCUGGCAAACAAGACAAGUUGGGCAAAGCCACAUACUUUAGUGCGGUGUUCAAUACCCUCAACCCAGCCAUCAAACAGUCAUGGAUCAGUAACUUGCAAAUGGCUAAGCUGGCUCUAGAGGAGGACAACCUUCAGGGCUGGUUCUUUGCAGAAGAUGAUGGAAAUCAACUGAAAAAGCAGAAACAUCCUCUCUUGCUCAAACAGAUGCCUGUGGUCAUGUCUAAACUACAAGAGUUCAAGGUGGAAUGUGCAGUCCACAACCCAGAGCCCUAUAUCAACACUGAGAGCACAGCAGACACUCCUGUCGUGGGCCAUGGUUGUAUCUGGGUUGCAAGUUGCACCAACCAGAUGGGCCAAAUAGCCAUCGUUGCCAUGCAGAGCUGCAGCCCAAAGGUGACUGAGUGCUUUAAUGUGGAGUCCCGUAUCCUGUGCAUGGCCUACGUCCCAGCAGAAGAGCCACAGGAGAAUGAUGACAAAGUCCAAGAAAACAACCAGAUCUCGCUGACAAAAAACAGUUUUACACCCACUGUCUGCCUGGGCAUGGAGGAGGGGAGCAUUAUUGUCUACAAAAGUAGCCAGCGGUCCAAGAAAGUGCGUCUGCAGCAGUUCUUCACCCCAGACAAAUCCACUGUCACUAGCGUGGCGUACAUGAAACGCUGUUUGUAUGCUGGCUUGGUCAGUGGCUCUGUGGCCAUCUACACCAGAUCACAAGAUGGGUUAUGGAUCUGCGAUAAGCCCAAGGUGGUGAAGCUGGGAGUCUUGCCGAUCAAGGCCAUGCUGGCUGUGGAAGACCACCUUUGGGCUUCAUCGGGUGGCCAAGUCUUCAUCAUUAGCACAGAAACACACUGUGUUAAGAGGCAGCUGGAGGCCCAUCAGGAGGAGGGUAUGGUGGUGUCCCACAUGGUGGUGGCAGGGGUGGGCAUUUGGAUUGCCUUCAGCUCAGGGUCCACCUUGCGUCUCUUCCACACUGAGACCCUGGAGCACCUGCAGGACAUUAAUAUUGCAACACCUGUCAACAACAUAUUGCCUGGGAACCAGAGAGUGUCAGUGAGCAGUUUGUUGGUUUGCCAUGGUAUGCUGCUUGUCGGAACCAACCUGGGCGUGACUGUGGCCCUCUCUGUCCCCAGACUGCAGGGUAUCCCCAAGGUCACAGGUCGGGGCAUGGUAUCCUUGCAUGCUCACAACGGCCCAGUUAAGUUCCUAACUGUGGCCACAGCGGUGUGUAACCGACCCUCGGGCCUCCCUUCCCCCGCUUCCUCAGAGUCAACCCAGACAGUAGAGCCAGAGGACGGAGAAGGCAUUCUGCCCCCCUCAGACUCUGCGACACUGCCUCAGGGCCAAGGAGUGUGGCUGGGAGAAGCAGGCUGUACCACCAUGGCUUUCCAGGACUCACUGUCUUCCUCAUCCUGCGGCUCUUUAGCUCAAUCCCAAGGCUCCUUGGAGCACGGGCCCGAGGACGGGGCCCUUUAUGAUGUGCUCCAUGAUCAGGCCUACCCCCACAGCGGCCGCCGCACCAGCAAAGUGGAUGUCAGCUCUCUCCUGGUGGUUUCUGGAGGUUUGGGCCACCGCAGGGUGAACAAAAAGACCAAACAGUCACGCCAUGGAGACAACACCUCUACCAUCCUGAUCUGGCAGAUCCCGUUGCUCAACAUGUGACGCACCAAUAAACCAGUGAAACAGAACUGAAUUACCAGGAAGCAGUUUUAAAAAAGGGGAUAUUUAAUAAUCAUACAAAUGGCUCUUGACUUGUUUCAGGCACAUAUAGUGGUUAUAAAAGGUCUACACGCCCCUGUUCAAAUGCCAGGUUUUUGUGAUGUACGGGAGAAAAAUAGACCAAGAUAAAUCAUUUCAAAAACGUUUUCCACCAAUAAUGUGACCUAGAACCUGUGUAACGUAAAAAAAAUGUUUUCCUUUUUUUUUUUUGGGAGAAAUAAAACAACUGAAAUAAUGUAGUUGCACAACGGUGCACACCCUCUUAUAACUGGGAUCAUGUGGCUGUGUUCAGAAUUAACCAACCGCAAACGCAAUAAUACAUUUUCACGCAUUUUGUUAUGGUCGGAUGAAACCAAGGUUUAACUUUUCGGCUAUAAUUCCGAAAGUUAUGUUUGGCGCAAACGCAACAAUGUUCAACACCAAAAGAACACCCUGCCUACACUGAAGCGUAGUAGUGGCAGAAUCAUGCUUUGGCUCUGAUUUUCUGCUGCUGGAACUGGGGCCUUAGUCAAGGUGGAAGGAAUUAUGAACAGUUCCCAAUAGUCAGUGUCAACGCAAAACCUUCAGGCUUCUGCGAGAAAGCAAAAAAUGUGUCAGGAAAAACCUACGAGAACAUCGGAACUUUAUUUGGGGUUAAUGUGAGACAUUUUAAAUGGUGGCAGGUGUUUGCAGACUCCCAUUUAACAAGAGUUUGAAUGAAAUUGGUAAAUUCUGAACACAACCACAUCCCCAGAUACAGUAUAGAGAGGGUGUGCACACUUGUGCAACCAGUUCAUUUCAGUUGUUUAUUGUUAAUUACCCUCUCUAAAAGAUUUUCUUUUUAAUUUUAAUUGACUCGUACAGGUUAUAGGUCUCAUUAAUGGUGGAAAAGUUUUUGAACUGACUAAUAUUUGUCAAAAAAAUGUUAUAUCACAAAAACUUGACAUUUGACCAGGGUGUGUAGACUAUAUAUAUCCACUGUAUAUCCCAUCCAUUGUAUAUCUGGUGGUAGACUUAUACUGAUUAUGGGCCAAUCGCAACAAAGUACCGGUAAAUGCUUCAUUUAAACCUGGAUGACAUCACUUGGCUCCACUACAGUAUUCCUGAUGAUAUCUUAGUGCAAGAUAAAUGAAAAGGAACUCUUCUGUAAAAACAGACUUAAUCUUAACACAGCUAAUACAUCAGAUGACUUGCCACCAUUUUUAGUUUGUGUAAUGUACCUGUAUUGUACAAAACCACAGUUUGUAAAACAGCAUUGACUUUUUUUUUUCUUCUUGUAUGAGGUGUGUGAAGUUACAAUACGGUUAUAUAAUUAUUAUAAUUUUUCUCUCCAAGAUUAGGAUCAGGGUUCAGGAAUUCUGUCAAGACUUGUUGAGUUGUUAUGGAGUUGACUCAGGUUUAUCUGUAAGCAUUUUUGGGGGGAUCAGACAAAGGUUCUUUGUGUAAUAUAAAAUAUCAUUUUCAUAGAACUAGUCCAGUGCUCACGCUCGUGCGUUUACAAAGAAAAUUGGUAAAAAGGUGAAAUAAUGUUGACUGAUUUACUUUGGAAAGACUGGUAAGAUCUCUGGCUGGCCAGUGUUCUCCACAAGUGGAAGAGUUUUUGUUAUUGACCGAGUGUUUUGUUCAGCCCUAAAUCCUUUUUGUUGCUUAGUUAAGAAUAUUUAAGAGACUGAAAAAACAAAUACUUUUGUUUUGUUGUACUGUAUAUGUUUGUAUGUACAGUACUGUACUUCUGUUAUGUUCUUAAUCAAUAUAAAAAGUUGUUUUAUUGAGA